This is a messenger RNA of Lontra canadensis (Northern American river otter), 769 nucleotides long. RefSeq names its product regulator of hemoglobinization and erythroid cell expansion (gene RHEX). Gene Ontology annotation, cellular component: plasma membrane. The record is from RefSeq and is a predicted model, not a curated record. The coding region runs from base 154 to 678 and encodes 174 amino acids. NCBI's taxonomy places the organism in Eukaryota, Metazoa, Chordata, Mammalia, Carnivora, Mustelidae. The transcript has 6 exons.
AGCCGCCUUGCCUCCUGCGUUUCUCCUGGGCGGUCCUGCAGGUGCCCUGCGUGCAGACCAGGUGCCCAGCCUGGUGCCCCGCACGUCUCCUCCUUCUGCCCCUGGAAGAGCCCGAGCCUCACCGGCGACCCGCGGCCGCCCUGCAAGCCCAUCAUGCUGACAGAAGACAUGAAGCUCUGGCACGGCUUAGUGAUUGCAGCGGUGUCCCUCAUCCUACAGGCCUGCCUCUUCGCGGCCUUCGGCUACCUGCUCAGCAGGCACAUGGCCAAGGAGAGUGAGCGGCUACUGAAAGGGGCCAGGCUCCAGGCCCCGAACCCCAGCCCUGCCCACCAUCAGCCACUUCCUGCCAAGGAGGAGACUCCCAGCACCUCUGUGUCUGAGCCCCGUUAUAGGCGUGAAAGGCACGGCAGCGGCACAUCCUCGGGUAGCUCUGACAGCGUGGACAGCUCGGGUAGCUUGUCUCCAGCCUGCCAGGCCAUGAAGAAUAUGAAUUACGCACAAGUGGUCUUUUCUGCCACCAAAGAACUAAAAAAUGAAUCUUCCCUGGACUAUGAAAACAUCAAGGAAACCACAGAUUAUGUGAACGUCAAUCCAAAAAGCCACAAACCCAAUUUCUGGACUUUCGCAAAGCCUGCUGACUCUGAGCCGGUGGAGUACACGCAGGUGGCCCCACUGUGAGGUCUAGGUCUUUAAGGGGGUGCUGUUCUCCAGAAAUUCUCACACUCACCUUGUAGGGGAAUGACUUUUUUUAGCUCACUCAGCAAGAAAG